AUGCCGGAGCAGAGCAAGAGGCAGCGAGGCCGCAAGCGCACGGCGGCGGCGACGCUGCUCCUCGCGUACGCGGCCCUGGCCAUGGAGCGCGCCGACGCAGCGCUGCUCCCAGCGGUGUACAGGGAGAUUGGCGCCGCGCUGCAGGCCUCGCCCACCGCGCUAGGCUCCAUCGCGCUCUCCCGCUCCGUCGUGCAGGCCGCGUGCUACCCGCUCGCCGCCUACCUGGCCGCCCGGCACGACCGCCUCACCGUCAUCGCCCUCGGCGCAUUCCUCUGGGCCGCUGCCACCUUGCUAAUAGGCCUCUCCACCACCUUUGCGCAGAGCUCUGAUCCCAUAGAAAUUGAAUGA
Triticum turgidum subsp. durum (durum wheat) is the source of this 348-nucleotide messenger RNA. The record is from the annotation of a GenBank genome assembly. Lineage: Eukaryota; Viridiplantae; Streptophyta; Magnoliopsida; Poales; Poaceae.